Molecule: messenger RNA, 2640 nt
Organism: Suillus subaureus
Lineage: Eukaryota; Fungi; Basidiomycota; Agaricomycetes; Boletales; Suillaceae
Product: heterokaryon incompatibility protein-domain-containing protein
Exons: 2
Coding region: 353-2383 (676 amino acids)
Source: RefSeq, a predicted model, not a curated record
UUUGUCGUCCAAUGUUGACUACGAAAUUGACCGCAGCCACGGGUGAGUAGAUCGCACUUGCACUUGUAUUCAUGCUCGGCACAUAUGAUUCUAGUUCUCAGCUGCAUGUGCACUAUCAUGGUGUAUAGUCAUUCCUUACGAGUCCGGUACUACUGCUAGUACAUGUUCAAGCAAGUAGUUCAAGCUCGUGACGUGUCCCUUCUCCUGGAGUCCCGUUGAGAUGGUGGAACACAUGACACAACAAUGCAAUGUGCAGCUUGAAAUUCCCUCAAAUCCAUCCAAAACAGCUAUUUUCUGUUUGGUUUCCCAAUCGGCAGGAUAGUUCAUCUAAGGUUAAAGCUCACCAGUCACGAUGUCCACGCAGUUUUGUUAUCAAUCUCUAUCCACCAGCAGCUCCAUCAGGCUUCUCCGAAUUCGCAAAUUCGUUUCCACCUUACAAUACGACCUCAUCGAGGUCAACCUCGACAAUAACCCCGUUUAUGAUGCGCUGUCCUAUACCUGGCAUCUGGGGAAAAAAUCAAGUGCGACAUCCGGAGUUGAUUCAGAGUUUGGAGGGUCUAUCAACUGCAAUGGGAUGAAGCUCAACGUAACUGCCAACCUUCGAGAUGGCUUACUUCGUUUGGAGCAGCUUCGCCAGGAAACGCUCAUCUGGAUCGAUGCGAUUUGCAUUAAUCAACAGGAUCUGCAAGAACGCAGCGCCCAGGUCAACAUGAUGGGCCGCAUCUUUCGCUCUGCACGUACGGUGGUAGUCUGGCUUGGAGAGCCACCAGGAGACUACGCAGAUACCAUUCGAUUCAUGGAGCGGCUGCCCUGUAUUAGGGAGCAGCAGUCUGAAAGUGUGUCAGACUAUGAGGAUGCUGCUGUCGCUACACUGCGUGAGAUGACCCCUCCCGCCUCCAGAAGUGACUGGCUUUCCAUCGGUGAUUUCUUUAUCCAAACAUGGUUCCAACGAUGUUGGAUCAUCCAAGAAACUGUUCUCGCCAGUACCAUUGAGGUCUAUAGUGGACCAACCCGUAUCCCCUGGGGUCUGCUGCAAAAUGCUGCGCGGCUCUUUGACGUGGUCCGCCGCUGGACCUUUUACUUCAAAUCGUCGCGAGGAAAAUCCACCAUUAUCAUCGGUUCAAUCCCCAUGAUACUACUUGCGCGGGAGCACUGUCACCGCGGCAAGCUCUGGCAGCUUGAGACCCACCUUGCCCUGAGUCGCACCUACCAAGUUACCGACCAGCGUGACAAGAUCUUUGCCCUAUUUGGCAUAUCGGAUAGGUCGUCAUUGGAAUCCCCAAUGGUGGAACUCAGCGUGUUCAAUGUGGAUUACACUAAAUCUGUUGAACAAGUCUAUACUGAGUGCAGUGCACACUUGAUCGAGGGUCGGGCAGGGUACUCUGUCCUCUCUAUGGUGGAAGCCCGCUCAUAUCCUCCACCUCGUCCCAUCCCCUCGUGGGUGCCGGAUUUUAGCGUUCCACCGAGCCCCCCACCACUCGCAAUCCGUGGACAGUGCCCUUUUUCUGCAGGUGUAUUCACCAGCACUCUACCUACCCGACCCACUAUCUCCCCUAAUAAAAAAGAGUUAUACCUCCCUGCGGCCACACGACUGGGCCGCAUUUUCCGUACGUCGGAGACAGGGGAAGAGAUAUGUUCCCUUGAGCGCAUGACACGUUUCUUCCGCUUGCUCGCUGAUCCAGCUCUACGUCUCACCAAAUCUGCGACCCCAGCAGCAUCAGAGGCACUAUGGCGCAUCCUCAUUGCUGACCUCGCUGAUCAGCAGCACCCCGCGCCUGCCCGCCUUGGCACUUCAUUUAACCAAUGGAUCACCUACCUCAUUGUCCGCGCUCUUGACACUGCUUCCCGCGCUUCCGCCCACGCUGCUGAUCAUUUCCCUGACGGAGAAUCUCCACCUGAACCUACCCUCACAUCCGAUGCCGUGCGCGAUUUUUUAUUGUCCGCGGAUUACACUAUAGGCAUACGGUCUGCUCCGUCGGAAUACCGCCACUCCGACGUCCAUGCUGCAGUGGUUGACUUCAUAGCAGCAUGGGAUGGUACAAUGCCUUUACGGGAGCUGCUGGACGCGACGAGGGUGGCUGUGGCGGCAGGAGAUAAGGCCCGACUGGAGGCGACGCACAGUUUUGCGGGAGCGUUCUCGUGGAUGUGUUCUGCGAGGCGAGUGUUCAGCACAGAGGAGGGAGAUCUUGGGAUUGCACAUCAAGGUGCGAGGGUUGGCGAUGAGGUGGUGGUAGUGCCAGGAGCAGCGGUGCCGUUUGUGGUGAGGGAGGUUGAGGGCGGGGCGUAUGCCUUGAUUGGGGAGGCAUUCGUACAUGGAAUCAUGCGCGGGGAGGCGCUGGAGGGGAAGGAUCCAUUGGCCUUGGAGGGUCUGCGCUUGGUGUGAGGACUGACCUUUGCAUUGUAGCAUCUAAUUAUGACAGAUAUCAAGAAAUCAGUGCAUGUAUUACUAGAGGCUAAGGUCGUGCUGAAUAGUCUGCACAUAGGUUUGUUGAUACCCCACAAGUUGGGAUAUGUGAACUCACCGCUCAGAGAUGGUAGCUAGCGGGCCGUCCCUACGAGCAUAUUCAAAUUGUAGCCCUGAGAAACCAAGAUUGGUACCUUGCUCCCCGAUCAUGAAGCUGAAGCCACAUAAAGAUGUAA